UUAGAAAUGGUUGUUAAAAUACAAAUAUAUCUUCGGGCUGUGGUCCCCAUGUGCCCGUCUCUUAGCCCCGCCUCUGCUGAUGAUGCCGCUCUGUGAGGAGAAGUGAGGGAGGAAGGUCUCAGACUUAGAGCAGCAGAGGCAGCGCUACACCGCGGCUCCAUCUCCGGUACACCGGGCCUCAUCCGUUCGACUCGGUUCGGUCUCUGUCCUCCCGGUUCGUGUCGCGGCUGAUCCGCAGCAGCAGCAACAAUGUGGUGCAUCAACUGCGCUUCGGACAAAACACCCGCAAUCCUGAACAACAAGCUGCUCUACUGUGUGGAGGGCGAUCCUCAGUGUCCGGAGGUGCUCACGUUCUCAGACUCCUCCUUUGGCCAGCCUCCUCCAUUCCAUCGCUAUAGCAACAUUCCCCUCACCAGCCCUUGUGACCCCUACGGUACCACUUCCUGUAGCGGGCCCCUCGGAGCCUCUCACUCUCAAACACAGGGCAGCUCCCCCAUAUCUCCCCCCAGCCCAGCGAGCCUCGCCUGGGCUCAGCGCAGCAGACACCAGCCGGCCAGCCUGGCGCUCCGUAAGCAAGAGGAGGAGGAGAGCAAACGCUGCAAGGCGCUAUCUGACAGCUAUGAGCUCUCUACAGACCUCCAGGACAAGAAGGUGGAGAUGCUGGAGAGGAAGUAUGGGGGCCAGUUCGUGUCCCGGCGGGCAGCGAGGACGAUCCAGGCGGCGUUCAGACGGUACCGCAUGAACAAAAAAUUUGAGAGACUCCGCAGCUCCGCCUCAGAGAGCAGGAUGACCCGGCGCAUCAUCCUGUCCAACAUGAGACUGCAGUAUUCGUUUGAUGAGCGGCAACCACAGGGUCAGGGAUCACCGGGUCAGCAGGGUUCAGAAGAUGCUGGAGACAUAGACGACUCUUUCUCCAAACAGGUAAAAUCUCUCGCUGACUCCAUGGACGACUCUCUCACCUGCCAGUCCGGCCGCGAGGACUCUCAGGAUGUCGGGGGAGAAGGAGAGGAGGACGAGGAUGAGGAGGAGGGAGAUGAGGAUGAAGAAGAGGAGGAGGAAGAAGAUGAGGAGGAAGAUGAGGAGGUAGAUUACAGACAGUGUGGAUGGCACAACACAAAUACAGCAUCCCGACGUGUGCCCAGCCGAGUGGAGGGAGGUAGAGGAGGUGUCGCCAUGCACGAGGACAGCACCGCCACCUCCUUUAGUGAUGUCACCCUCUACAUGGACGAAGGCUGCCUCCCGUCCUCGCCGUUGUCCCGUCCCGCCUCCAGCUCGGACACAGACUACUGGGGAGGAGGAGGAGGAGGCGCAGGUGGGAGGGAGGACAGCAGAGAGACAGAGGGAGGCAGCAACGCCAGCCGGAGGAGCAGCACCCCCUGCACAGAGUGUCGAGGAGAGUACAGAGGGAGAGGAGGAGGAGCAGGAGGAGGAGGGGGAGGACACCUUCCUGUCCUCACUAUUGAACCACCGAGUGACAGUUCAGUGGACAUGAGUGACAGGUCAGAGCGUGGGUCUAUCGGACGUUUGGUAUAUGAGCAGGAGUCCUCAGGAGUGGAGGGAGAAGAGAGGGGGAGAGGAGGAGGAGGGGAAGGUGAAAGUGGAGAGGAUGAGCUUGGAGGAGGAAGCAGCGAGGCUGAAUCUCCACAAGGAACCAUCAAACACAAACCGAACGGCCGCUCGGUUGCCAUGGCGCAAGGACAGACCCGCAGCCCUGCUAACGUCCCCCUGCCGAUGCCGUCGGCCCGGACACUGCCAUCUCACCCGCUCCAACACACCCACCCUCACCCCUCAGCCAUCCCCCACCUUCCUACCAUCCUCCACCACCACCCGCAGUACAGCCAGCCGCAUAUCAUGCACAUGCACCACGUUCAUGGCAGCAGCCCGUACAUGCAGCAUCCGCACCACUUUUCCCAGCACCACUACCACCACCUGCACCACCAACACCACCACCUGCCCCACUCUUACACAGAACCCCCUGCAUCCCCACUGCCCUCCCCGGUUCCACCUCUAACACCUUUGUCCCCACUACCACCGCCUCUGACACCCUCCCCAAUGUCCUCCUCCUCUUCCUCAGCGCUCCAGAACCUGGAGGGUCAGCAUCACCUCGCCCACCACCCCCACCUCCAUCACCACCACCACCACCUGCUCUGCUCAGACGGAGACAAUGAGAGCGUGAACUCCACCACCACCAACUCCAACGAUGACACCACCGUCAACAACUGCAGCUCUGGCUCCUCCUCCAGGGACAGCCUGCGGGAGCCGAUCGGAGGAGCCAUGCUGGGGAAACAAACCUACCAGAGGGAGAGUCGUCACAGUUGGGACUCUCCCGCCUUCAACAAUGACGUGGUGCAGAGGCGGCAGUACCGCAUUGGACUCAACCUGUUCAACAAAAAGCCAGAGAAGGGUAUCCAGUACCUGAUUGAGAAGGGCUUUGUGUCGGACACUCCGGUGGGCAUCGCCAGGUUCAUCCUGGAGCGGAAAGGACUGAGCAGACAGAUGAUCGGGGAGUUCCUGGGCAGUCGGCAGCAAUUCAACAAGGACGUCCUCGACUGUGUCCUGGAUGAGAUGGAUUUCUCUGGAAUGGAUCUGGACGAAGCUCUGAGAAAGUUCCAGGCCCAGAUCAAAGUUCAAGGUGAAGCUCAACGGGUGGAGCGGCUGGUGGAGGCCUUCAGUCAAAGAUACUGUGUCUGCAACCCAGUGCUGAUCCGGCAGUUCCAGAACCCAGACACCAUCUUCAUCCUGGCCUUUGCCAUCAUCCUCCUCAACACGGACAUGUACAGCCCCAACGUCAAGCCUGAAAGGAAGAUGAAGCUGGAGGACUUCAUCAAGAACCUGAGAGGUGUUGAUAAUGGUCAGGAUAUCCCCAGAGACCUGCUGGUGGCCAUCUAUGGACGGAUCCAGAAGUGGGAGCUGAGGACCAACGAUGACCACGUGUCCCAGGUCCAGGCAGUGGAAAGGAUGGUGGUCGGCAAGAAACCAAUUCUGUCGCUGCCUCACCGCAGGUUGGUGUGCUGCUGUCAGCUGUUUGAGGUUCCUGAUCCAAACCGGGCUCAAAGGAGCGGCGUCCAUCAGAGAGAAGUCUUCCUGUUUAACGACCUGCUUAUGGUAACAAAGAUCUUCCAGAAGAAGAAGACGUCAGUGACAUACAGUUUCAGGCAAUCGUUUCCUCUGCUCGACAUGCAGGUCCACACCUUCCAGAACACCUACUACCCUCAUGGUAUCAGGCUGACGUCGGCAAACCCCGGAGGAGAGAGGAAGGUGUUGAUCAACUUUACGGCUCCGAGCCAGCAGGACCGAGCACGCUUCACCUCUGACCUGCGAGAGAGCAUUGCAGAGGUCCAGGAGAUGGAGAAGUACAGGGUGGAGUCCGAGCUCGAGAAGCAGAAAGGCAUGCGUCCCGGCAUGUUGGCGGGAUCAGGUGGGAUGGGGACAUCAGGGAGUGGGACCAGCUCUGCGGGAGGUCCCAUGAAGGGCGAGGUGGUAAACGGCACCCUGGGAAGACCAAGCCUUGAUGACACGUACGCAUCAGUGGAUGGACUCAAACGCACGGCACUCAGCUCCUCGCUCAGAGACCUGUCAGAGACAGGGAAGCGAGGUCGUAGGAACAGUGUGGGCUCAUUGGACAGUACCAUUGAAGGUUCCAUCAUUAGCAGCCCACGGCCUCACCAACAGCGCCCCCUGCAGGGUCCAAGUCUGUCCUACAGCCCUAUGAUGGUCCCUUCGUCUCCAGCAGCUUACCGGCCGCACCGCCCUACUCAGAGCCCCGGUACAGGGGUGGGGGGUGGGCCGGGGCUCUGUCACAACCAGGGAGGGGUCACAGCAUCUCCUCUCGCGAGCGGGGUAGGGGCUGGGGUCGGAGGAGGGAUGGUGGUGGGUGGCGUCCAGAUUCCAGGAGGCCGAAUGGGGAAUUUUUUUGGCAGCCGAAGAGGCAAAGUUCCUGGUCCCCUGACAAUGAUGUCACCCCCUCCUCAGGGUCCACCAAGUCCUCUGAUGAUAUCGUCACCCCCCCACUACCCUGCCCCCGCACCUCCCAUCGCCCUCCCAUCCUCCCCUUCCCCAUGCCCCUCCCCAUUGCCCAACCUCGGCCAGUCGGACUUGGCAGGAGCUGGAGGGGGUGGAGGUCCGGGAGGGGGGCCAUCCAAGCUUCAGGCUUUGCACGCUCAGUAUUGCCACGGCAACAGUGGAGGAGGCGGAAUCAGUGUUACUGGACACCAGCAGCAACAGACACCACCUCCCCCCUACCAUCACCAUCACCGCUACCACAUGCAGACCAUGGCACAGCAUCACGCCCUGUCGCACCGGUUUUCCGCACCCCUACGGCAAGGUUGCGCUCCCUCUCAUACCCAGCCACAUCAGAGGUUGCAGCAAGGCUCUGCCCAGCACCCGCGUUACAACAUGGCCUCUGGCUUUACCACGCCCCCGCCAUUGUCCCCGCACUCCCCUGUCACCCCUACUACCCCGCACGGACUCUACCACCCGGGCAGGCCAGGUGGAGGCACCAAGCUCCCUCUAACUAUCUCGCACUCCCAGCCCCACCCGCACGCUCACACACACACUCACAACCACGCCGUGCACACACACUCCCCGCUCAGCCCGUCCCCCUCCGCAACAGGCUCCACCCACUUCAUCUUUUCCACCCCGCCGCCUCAGACUCCUUCAGCACGCCUCGUCACCCAAACAGCCCCACAACCCUAUACGCCCCAGUACCCUCCCCUGUCGUCCAUCCCGCCUCCCCCUCCACACUCCCCGUUACCUCCACCAUCGUCUGCACCGCUCUCACCGCACCCCCCAGGGGUGGGGCAAGGGGCAGGCCCCAAAUCGAAGCCUGUCAGCCGGAUCAGCACAGUCGUGUGAAGAGGCAGAAAUCAAGGACAGUGGUGCGCAACCCUGCAGUGAGCCGCCAGGGGGCGAUAUUGAGGCUGAGCACAAGAGGAAAGAGGGGAAGAAGAGGGGGAGGACAGAUGCAGAUGUAUCCAAAUGGCCGCCUCAUGAGGAGGAGAGCUUUAAGAGAAGGAAAGAGGAAGUUACUCAGCCUGUGCUAUUUUCACAUCGACUUUCCUCGCAGGUAGAAAGGUGUUUAAGGGGUAAUUGCCUCUCAGCAGUGGCAAAACUCCCACUUAGGUCUGAAAAUGUCCUUAUGUCCCCUUCAUACUGCCCCGUGAGAAGCAGAUCUGGUCUGACCGCUGCAGGAAAAACAGGGAACUUUAAAAACAAACAGCCGAUCAGAUCUGCUCCGAAUGAAAUCUCAGACUCUUCUGCUCCCAUGUGGGGCGGCCUGUGGUUUGUGUCUGUACAGGGAUGGGCGACUUGUUGGUGUCUAAACAACGGAGCGGACCACUUCAUGGAGAAAACACAUUUCUUGUUUAUAAUGUAGAGCAAAAAGAGACUGCAGUAGUCCCUGUAAAAUUGUACGUGUAAAGUGUGAAAUAUGUGUCCAACAGAGACGACAUUAUUUUAAAAAUUAUGUUUGGAAGAUUUUAGCUGUGUACAUAAAUAUAUAUUACUUGUACUUUGUUUUUGAAAUUGCAGAAAUAUGAACAAAGUGGAAAUAUUUAUUGCUCUAAAGAUAUAAAAAUUUGUUCAUGUGGAUGGAAACUUU
Molecule: messenger RNA, 5599 nt
Organism: Girardinichthys multiradiatus
Lineage: Eukaryota; Metazoa; Chordata; Actinopteri; Cyprinodontiformes; Goodeidae
Product: IQ motif and SEC7 domain-containing protein 2-like
Exons: 18
Coding region: 250-4854 (1534 amino acids)
Biological process (GO): regulation of ARF protein signal transduction; actin cytoskeleton organization
Molecular function (GO): protein binding; guanyl-nucleotide exchange factor activity
Source: RefSeq, a predicted model, not a curated record